Molecule: messenger RNA, 1816 nt
Organism: Taeniopygia guttata (zebra finch)
Lineage: Eukaryota; Metazoa; Chordata; Aves; Passeriformes; Estrildidae
Gene: BDH1L
Product: D-beta-hydroxybutyrate dehydrogenase, mitochondrial-like
Cellular component (GO): intracellular membrane-bounded organelle
Source: RefSeq, a predicted model, not a curated record
CUGCGUUCCUCCCUCGCUGCCAGACAGCGGGGCCGUGGCGGCGCGGGCGGGAUGUGGGCAGCGGCCCCUCUCCUGCUCCUGCUCCUGCUCCUGCUGGCGCGGCUGUGCCGGCGCGGGGCGGCGCGGCUGGAGCCGGCCGGGCGGGCCGUGCUCAUCACGGGCUGUGACAGCGGCUUCGGGCACCUGCUGGCGCUCCGCCUCCACCGCCUCGGCUUCACCGUGUUCGCCGGCUGCCUGAGCCCCGGCGGGGACGGGGCGCGGCGGCUGCAGCGGGAGGCGGGCGGCGCCGGCCGCCUGCGCGUCCUGCGGCUCGAUGUGACCCGCGCCCGCGACGUGCGCGCCGCCAAGGAGCUGGUGCUCAGCCACCUGCCCGAGCGAGGUUUCUGGGGCCUUGUCAACAAUGCAGGAAUAUCAACAUUUGGUGAGACAGGGUGGCUGCCUAUGGAGACAUAUGAAAAAUUUGCAGAUGUGAAUCUCCUUGGGAGCAUCAGGACAACCCUGGCAUUUCUUCCCCUUCUAAGGAAAUACAAGGGGCGUAUUGUUUUCAUGUCCAGCAUCAUUGCCUAUUUUACUCUGGGAAAUGGCAUUUAUUCUAUGACCAAGGCAGCUAUUGAAAAAUUUUGUGAUGCUUUAAGACUGGAAAUGAAGAAGUUUGGUGUCCAGGUCUGUAUUAUCCAGCCAGGAAAUUACGCAUGCUCUACAAAAAUUCAGCCACCGCUCAGUGCCGAAGAGAUCUGGAGUGAACUGAGUGAAGAGGAAAAGGCUGUUUACAACAAGGAGUACGUUCAAGAGUGGGCAAACUUUUUCAACAGCCUCCUCAGUAAGGGAAGCACUAAUGGCAAUGAGGUUGUCAAUGCUAUGGUGGAUGCUCUAACAUCUCCUGCACCCAAGGCACGUUACAUGGUGGCGAAGCUGAAGGAGAAGGCCCUGGUGUUUGUGUGUGCUUUUUUCCCGACUGUUGUGAUGGAUUCUGUUCUGUCUUAUGCUCUGAGCAAAGUAAAACUUGCAUAGGCUACAGUGGUGCUAUUCACUGACUCAGGUGAGGCAGUUUAUAAAAUGUGAAAGUCAGAGCUGAAUUUAAUGCCCCUGUGUGUCAGUGCGGUGACACUGAUUAACCAGUACAAACUUUGGGGAGUCUCCCUAGUCAGAACUGUCACUGAUUGCUAGGGAAAAACAUACAGGACCCCGUGUAAAAUUAAAUAAUUUGUUUAAGUAACUUUAUCUCUCCCCCAUGGAAAAACCCCAUCUACUUAAGCCACUUUAGUUAUUGCAUGGAAAAUGUAAUACAUCUUUUUCUAAAGCAAUAGCAGAUACUGUGUUACAGAUAUGCUGCAGACAAAAUGGAGCAUAUCCUACAGAGCAGCUGUACACCUGAAGCCAUUACAACAGAGACGAAAUGCCCUUACUUGUAGAAACCUGAGUAGCCAUUUAUUCAGGGGUGAUAGGGAGAGGUUAAUGGAAAAGUCAUAAAAUGAGCAUCGGACCGCAAAAUACUUUGAAUGGAGUUAAGUGGCUGUAGCAAGUUAAGUGGCUGGAGCUCUAAGCAACCUGGUUUAGUGAAAGGUGUUCUGCCCACAACAGGCGGGCUGGAAUUUGAUGAUCUCUAAGAUCCUUUCCAACCCAAACCAUUCUAUGAUUCUAUGAAUAAUAAGGUUGUAAUGUGAAAACAUUGUCUUGGCUAACACAGUCCAGUCAUUUUUCAGGUGUUCUGGAUAAAUCUGUAACAAGCCAACACAUCACAGACUUCAGAAAACAAGUUACAUAUUCCAUUUAUAAAUGAGUAUUUAAUCCUGAAUAAACUCUAUCUUUUAUCCAA